GGCGCCGCAGGAGGCGGGUUCUGCUCGCCGGCUCUGAUGGUUCCGGCGCUGAGCAUUUUGGUUCCGGAGUAACUGUGCUCUCGCUGCCGCCUUUCUCCCUCUCCUCCCUUCGCUGCCGCUGCCGCUGCCGGGACGCAGGGCCUCGGGCGGCCGGGGCUGAGCCCGCGUGCGCUGCGCCCUGUGGCUCGGCUUGGGGCAGAGGGCUCUCGCGAUCCUCCCGUGGAGGGUCUCCCACCCUUGGCGUUCUCGUAUUCUGGCGGCCCCGCGGCUUCCUCCUAACGCCUUGGACUGAGUCCCCUUCAGUCUGGGAUAUCCCCCCGCCCGGUCACCCUCCAAGGAGGAGUGGAUACCUGCCGUUGUAUUCCCCUAAAACGGGGGUUUCUCUCUGCCGAUUCCUCACACCCACACUGACGGCCGAGAGCUGCACUGUCCCGUUUUGCCUUUUUUUCCCGACUCUAGGACCUCUUGACCUCGGCUAGUUACUACUGCUCCCUGCCCCUAGCCCCGUCCACGCUCACUAGGGAGACAUCCCACAACCCCAUACAGCCUGGGCCUGGGUCGGCGCCUGCGGGCCCCUUCUUGAUCACUCCACCUUUCUGAUACCCCUCACCCUCUGUCCUCUUACCCUCGGUCCGCUUGUCACCCCUUGGAGCCUCUGCCUAAUCAGGGGCCAUGGAUACCCCCUACCCCCCGAUGUGAGCCCCUUUAACCUGUAAUGCUGUGGCUGGCCUUUGGCCCCUUUCAUACCAUGGAGAACCAGGUGCUGGUGAUUCGCAUCAAGAUCCCAAAUAGGGGCGCGGUGGACUGGACAGUGAACUCCGGGCCGCAGUUACUCUUCAGGGAUGUACUGGAUGUGAUAGGCCAGGUUCUGCCUGAAGCAACAACCACAGCAUUUGAAUAUGAAGAUGAAGAUGGUGAUCGAAUUACAGUGAGAAGUGAUGAAGAAAUGAAGGCAAUGCUGUCAUAUUAUUAUUCCACAGUAAUGGAACAGCAAGUAAAUGGACAGCUAAUAGAGCCUCUGCAGAUAUUUCCAAGAGCCUGCAAGCCUCCUGGGGAACGGAACAUACAUGGCCUGAAGGUGAAUACCCGAGCUGGACCCUCUCAACACAGCAGCCCAGCAGUCUCGGAUGCACUUCCAAGCAAUAGCUUAAAGAAGUCUUCUGCUGAACUGAAAAAAAUAUUAGCCAAUGGCCAGAUGAAUGAACAAGACAUACGAUAUCGAGACACUCUUGGUCAUGGCAACGGAGGCACAGUCUACAAAGCAUAUCAUGUCCCAAGUGGGAAAAUACUAGCUGUAAAGGUCAUACUACUAGAUAUUACACUGGAACUUCAGAAGCAAAUUAUGUCUGAAUUGGAAAUUCUUUAUAAGUGUGAUUCUUCAUAUAUCAUAGGGUUUUAUGGUGCAUUUUUUGUAGAAAACAGAAUUUCAAUAUGUACAGAAUUCAUGGAUGGGGGAUCUUUGGAUGUGUACAGAAAAAUUCCAGAGCACGUCCUCGGAAGGAUUGCAGUAGCUGUUGUUAAAGGCCUUACCUAUUUGUGGAGUUUGAAGAUUUUACAUAGAGAUGUGAAGCCCUCCAAUAUGCUAGUGAACACAAGAGGACAGGUCAAGCUGUGUGAUUUUGGAGUUAGCACUCAGCUGGUGAAUUCUAUAGCCAAGACGUAUGUUGGAACAAAUGCUUAUAUGGCACCUGAAAGAAUUUCAGGGGAGCAGUAUGGAAUCCAUUCUGAUGUGUGGAGCUUAGGAAUCUCUUUCAUGGAGCUUGCUCUUGGGAGGUUUCCAUAUCCUCAGAUUCAGAAAAACCAGGGAUCUUUAAUGCCUCUCCAGCUUCUGCAGUGCAUUGUUGAUGAGGAUUCGCCCGUCCUUCCGGUUGGAGAGUUCUCCGAGCCAUUUGUACAUUUCAUCACUCAGUGCAUGCGAAAACAGCCAAAAGAAAGGCCGGCACCUGAGGAAUUGAUGCAAUGUGUUAAACCGGAGCUUAGAGGCUGAUGGACACGUGCCUGCAGUCACGCAGCCAGGAGGAACAUGGGUCUGUUCCGCGUUCCCUCGGAGCCGUGUCUGUUGCUGCUCGGAGGGCCGGGCGUUGUUAUCGUGGCCGUGAGAAUUUCAGUUCAGUCAGACUAUUUCUUGCCAUCAGAAAUAAAGUAGAUACAAAUACCCCACAAAGAAACGUGUAGGGUCACAGUGGUCAGUACUCGUGACUCCACGAUGCCCCUCUGGGGUGAUCGUUCAGCUCACUCCUUAUGGCCCACCGUGCAAGCAGACCGGACAGGAAGAGAAGAAGUAAUCACCAGCAGUUUGCUCCUGUUUGUUGGCUGGGUAUCUGAGGGGAAGCUGUGAGAAUUUUUGUUACUGUUUUUCUUGGUUUUGUCGACCACAGCCAACACUGAGGGUGGCGUGUGUCCUGUCUGCCAUUUGCCCAGCCGCAGACCUGCUCUCUCUCCACUUCUGCCAUCACGGGAAUGGAAGCGAGC
Molecule: messenger RNA, 2472 nt
Organism: Phyllostomus hastatus (greater spear-nosed bat)
Lineage: Eukaryota; Metazoa; Chordata; Mammalia; Chiroptera; Phyllostomidae
Gene: MAP2K5
Product: mitogen-activated protein kinase kinase 5
Exons: 22
Coding region: 716-1987 (423 amino acids)
Biological process (GO): protein phosphorylation
Molecular function (GO): ATP binding; protein kinase activity; protein binding
Source: RefSeq, a predicted model, not a curated record